This is a messenger RNA of Rana temporaria (common frog), 698 nucleotides long. It is a transcript of the gene ATP6V1G3, whose product is annotated as ATPase H+ transporting V1 subunit G3. Gene Ontology annotation, molecular function: proton-transporting ATPase activity, rotational mechanism. The record is from RefSeq and is a predicted model, not a curated record. The coding region runs from base 58 to 414 and encodes 118 amino acids. The transcript has 3 exons. NCBI's taxonomy places the organism in Eukaryota, Metazoa, Chordata, Amphibia, Anura, Ranidae. Gene Ontology annotation, cellular component: vacuolar proton-transporting V-type ATPase complex. Gene Ontology annotation, biological process: proton transmembrane transport.
UGGUGUCUGCAGUAAAAUCCCAGUUGAGGUCACAGUCCAGGACAUCUCCAGUAAACAAUGGCCAGCCAGUCCCAGGGCAUCCAGCAGUUACUGCAGGCGGAGAAAAGAGCAAAGGACAAACUGGAAGAAGCCAAAAAGAGGAAAAAUAAACGCUUACGGCAAGCUAAAGAGGAAGCUACCGCAGAUAUCGAUCAGUAUAAGCUAAAGAGAGAGAGUGACUUUCGACGUAUCCAGAACUCUAUAAUGGGCUCACAAGGUAACUUGGCAGUGAAGAUAGACGAACAGACCAAUGAAAAGAUGCAGGCGUACAAUGGAAACUUCCAGAAAUUCAAGGAUAAAGUAUUAAAGGAACUUCUGGAACUGGCCUCUGAUGUUAAACCAGAACUCCAUAAAAAUUAUAAGUACAAGGUGUAACUACCAUUCUGUCUCUAAAAUCCAACCUCUAUUUACUAUGCAUUUGGGAGUACUAGAAAAGGGACAAUGCACCAAGACCACUGAAAACAUGAGGAUGACAACUGGACCAGAGAAGAUUUUGUAUUUUUUAUUUUUAAUCACUAGCUGGAAAUUGUUAUUAAAACUAUACCUAAAUAUCCAGUAUUGCGUUAUUUGCAUUGUUUAUUUCCCCUUGCUAACAAAUUGUACUGAAGUUUGAAAAUGAUUAUGCUGUAGGAAUCCGAUAAAUAAAUAACUAAGUGCCA